Molecule: messenger RNA, 240 nt
Organism: Acaulospora morrowiae
Lineage: Eukaryota; Fungi; Glomeromycota; Glomeromycetes; Diversisporales; Acaulosporaceae
Source: the annotation of a GenBank genome assembly
AUGUCUGACAAAGUCGCUAGGAUAAUCAUGAAUUUGUUAACAACAGAGCCUGCAUAUAUAAAUGUCAUGCCACCACCCUACGACACCUGGAAAACUUAUGAGGAAAAAGUUGUAAAAACCCUGUCAUGCCUAAGGAGGGAUGGAAUAGCGAAAUUGUCUUACCCUGCAUUAUCAUCUGGGAAGCUUGCAGAUCUACUAUCUAUUCCAGAAAUGGGGAAUAGAGCAGAUCUAUCAGACUGA